AUGCAUCUCGACGAAACGACAGACAAUUCCGGCGCACGACCUUCCCUAGAUACGGGCGAGGAUGUUCCCGCAACUCAUCGCGGGCCUUCAAAGCGGCAGGUUUCCCAUCGCCGCGGACAUUUCAAAUCGCGUCUGGGCUGCCACAGCUGUAAACGUCGUCGCGUGAAAUGCGACGAGGUGCAUCCUGUCUGCAACGGAUGUCGCCGUCUGGAUUUGCGAUGCGAGUAUCCAUCUACUGUCGCAGGGAUAAGCUGUGCCACAAGGGCAUUGUCAAUGGCAUCCUCACCAGCCAUCCAGGCGCCCUUGGCGAGCCUCACACUCCAAGAUCUGAGGUUCUACCACCAGUUUCUGACCGUUGCCCGUCCCACGAUUCCUCUCAAAUCAGAAGGCCUCUGGAUGCAGUGCGCGGCCAUGUCGCAUGAGUAUGACUUUCUUGCGCAUGCUGUGCUCGGCCUCGGAGCCGCCCAUAUCACCCAGAGCACGCCGGGACUGGAUUACACAACAGAGGCUCUCCAGCAUCGCGUCACUACCAUGCAGCUAGUUAAUGAACGCCUCAGUCUACCCUCGCAUUCGUCGCAGGAGGCAGAUGCUCUUCUGGCGGCUGUUCUUUGUUUGGUGUCGCAAUCAAGCCUCCUGCCUGGCCUCGACAGUAUGGCCGAUUAUCUCACUAUGUCGCGAGGCGGGAGCCUUAUUGCCAAUUCAGUUAUCAAAGAAAUAACCACUUCCCUUUUCAGUGCCCAUCAAGAGGAGCAUUAUGAAAUACUGAGCUUGAUGGUCCAAGAACAACCAAGGGACCAAAGUAUCAUUGACGGUUUCAGGGCUUCUGCUCUCGCACUGCCGCCACUGGCUGCAAAUGAGAAUGAAAGAAAUUAUGCCGACGCUCUUAUUCGCUGCAUCGAUGCGGUGGAAAUAUCUGGCAUUGAAGGCGAGUUGUUCCGGAAACUGCCCUGGAAACGCUUUCUUGACGUUUUCAUGAUGGCGAUAUCGUUCUCACACGAAGACUUUUCCGCCUUUGUCAGUCCCGACAACCACGCAGCCAGGCUACUAAUAAUCCACACAUUCUUGGUCGAAUACGUGCUCGGACAGGUUUGCAUUGCACCGACCGAGGCUCCCAGCACCCCGGGGCGCAAAAAUGUCAUCAUCGCAUGGACUCGACAGGUCGCCGCCACGUUGCCGACAGACUUGAAGCAUUACGCGGAGUGGCCACUGGAAUUCGCCGACCUGCUAGAAACACUGGACUCUCGUUACUUGUGGAGUCCAUGA
This is a messenger RNA of Clonostachys solani, 1263 nucleotides long. The record is from the annotation of a GenBank genome assembly. Lineage: Eukaryota; Fungi; Ascomycota; Sordariomycetes; Hypocreales; Bionectriaceae.